This is a messenger RNA of Thamnophis elegans (Western terrestrial garter snake), 5236 nucleotides long. It is a transcript of the gene FANCA, whose product is annotated as FA complementation group A. Gene Ontology annotation, biological process: regulation of regulatory T cell differentiation; interstrand cross-link repair. Bases 99 to 4853 code for a protein of 1584 amino acids. The transcript is spliced from 43 exons. The record is from RefSeq and is a predicted model, not a curated record. Gene Ontology annotation, cellular component: Fanconi anaemia nuclear complex. NCBI's taxonomy places the organism in Eukaryota, Metazoa, Chordata, Lepidosauria, Squamata, Natricidae.
CGGGCUGUGCCUAGAGGAGCGAGAGCGUCGCCGCCGGUUCGUCUUUGCGGAGCCCGGCCGGGUCGGCGCAAGGCGGCAGGAAGGCCGAGGGCAGCCGGAUGGGAUGGCUGCGUUUCCCUCCUUUUGAGUCCCGCUCCGUACCCAGUCCGUGUUCUUCAGGCUGUCCAGCUCUGCUGCCGAUCGGUCCUUCAACUCCUCAUCCUUCAGUUUCACCAGCAUCUGCAGACCAAGAGAUGGGAGCAGCGGGAAGAUGCAAGAAGCCGAAGGAGGAGCCCAAGACCCAGCAGGAGCUGCGGGAAGCGGCCCUGCGCAUUUGGAGUCGGCACCAGAGGCUGGACCAGCUCUUGCUGGAGAAUGGAAGUUCAGAAGAUGGCAAGUCCAUACUUUCCAGUAACCUCGGCAGGGGCGGAAGUAAAAUGUCAGUUCCAGAACAAUUUGUAGUCACAGCCUUGAAGGACGAGGCCUCUGUGCUGGGAAUGCCAGCAGGAAUCUUAUCAGCCAGAAUGGCAGCCAACCUCAUUGAGAAGAUCUCUAUGGAAUCGGAUGAGACUACGCUAUUGAGUGCAGAACACAGAAAGAAGUUGUUCUGUUUGUUCCAGUCCUUGAAGGAAUUAUUAGCUUACAAUGCUUUCUGCCAUUCUGCUUUUGCUGAAGAAAUGUGGAAAACGCAGCGCCCACCUAUUUUGGAAGUCGCCUGGCACCUGCAUAGAGAGAACAUUGUUCGUUUGGAAGAAUUACUGGAGAAGAAUCUGGAGGUUCCUACACUGGUGGAUUGGUUGUCGAGUAGCCUUCGCCUCCUGUGCCAUCAGAUGGAAGAAACGGACACUGAGAUUGGCCAGAACAUUCUCACAGACUUGGCUCUGGUGCUCCUUCAAAAUGGAUUUCCAAAAACACCUGAAGCGCCCGAAAUGAAGAGAGUUUCUGAAAUCUGUUGUGCUGUGCUGGAGAGAAUGUUGGCAUGGGUGCUGGAUGCUGUGGCUACGGAGAAGCAGGGCAGGGCCUCCCCCACAGGAAAGGCGGUGAGAUGCUGGCUCCAAGUCUACAGCCUGGUGGUUUCCCGAGGCACGGCUCCACCGGAGCAUCUGCAGGCCCUCUUUGGGCACAUCUUCACCCGGGUGCUUACCUACAAUCCUCAUCUGACAGUCUCCGAUGCCAUCCAUCUGCAGAGGGAAUGGAGCUUUGCCAGGACCAGCUCGCUGCUUGCUACCUUAUACCGCAAAGUCUUCGUGGUCUUCCAGCCGGAGGAACUGACCGGGCGCUUGCAGCAGGUCCUGGAGACGAGCGAAGUAAACUGGCACCACGUCCUCUCGUGCGUCUCCACCUUCUUAGUCUGCCACUCCCAGGCAGAGCAGCUGCUUAAAGACCUCCUGGGGGGUCUCCUGCGGAAGGCCUUUGCCAACUACGACCUGGAGAGCUUGAUCACCACGUUCUUAAUUGUCCGCCAAGCAGCCUUGGAAGGCCCUGCCUUAUUCCCCCCUUACGCCGAAUGGUUUAAGCUCACUUUUGGGAAUGGCAGCAGCCUCCACGGCGGCAGCAGGAAGGCCCUCAUCUUCUUCUUCAAGUUCCUGUCGCAGCUGGUGCCCUUCGAAGCUCCCCAGUACCUGAAGGUCCACCUCCUGCACCCCCCGUUCGUGCCCAGCAAGUACCGGGCCCUCCUGCUGGAAUACACCACCUUGGCCAAAACUCGCCUGGCAGAUCUCAAGGUGUCGAUAGAAGACAUGGGCCUCUACGAGAACCUCUCUUCCACCGAGGAAGCCUCCCAGCCGUCCUGUCAAGCGCUUCAGGAUGUUGAAAAGGCCAUCCAGAUAUUCCGGAAUACUGGCAAGAUCCCAGCAAGCGUUCUGGAAGCCAGUAUUUUCAGGCGGUCCUAUUACGUCUCCCGCUUUCUUCCGGCUUUGCUUGUUCCACGAGUGCUUCCGGAAAGCCCCAACACCCGCCUAGCUUUGAUAGAAGCCCUCAAGAGGGCUGGAAAAAUCCCUCCGAAUGCAUACGCCACUUACCUGGAAGAGUGUGAGGCUGCUGAAAGGAAGCUCUUGCCAGAGGGAUCGGCUGAAAGAGAGGUGGGGGGCCCUAAGGAGCCCCUGGAGCGACUAAAGGCCGAACUCGAAGCGCUGAGGCUGCUCGUCACAGACGCAAACAAGCACAGUGCCGUUCCAGCCCAGAUGGCGGUGGUCUCUGGGAGGCUGAUGGAGGCUUUGGGAGACGUGACCGAUGGCGAUGAAGCGGCGUCCUUGACCUUGAGGGUCAGGCUGGACCUUUGGGCUCCUGAAGUUGGCGCAGCGGAUCGAAGGGCGGUGGAUCUUCUGCUGGCCUCCUUCUGUCAGGGUGUAACGGCUGCCUCCUUCUUCCUGCCUCCUGACAGGCAAGGGCCCUGGGCUUCCCUCUUCGUGAAGAUGGUCAGUGGGCACCGCCGCCUCUUGUCCCCCUUGCUGAGCCGGCUCUGCCAACUUCUCUACCACCAGGGACCUUCUCUGAGCGACGCCCACGUCCUGGGCCUGGCUGCCUUUGUGGUCCAUUUCAACGAGGCCGAGUCCCUGCUUCCCCCCGUGGACCUCGGCUUCCCCUCGGUCCCCCGUGUGGCUCUUCACACAGACCUUCCCCUCGCUGGACUCUGGGACCGUUUAUUGGCCCCCAGGGGUGGGGAUUCUGCUCUCUUCUGCUUGCGGUUCUGCACUGCAGCCGUUUCGUACUUCCUGUGCAAGUUUCCUUCCCUUCCCCACCAGCACCUUUGCUCCGUCCUUCAUCCGGGGUUCGUGAAAAAGCUCCAGUAUGUCGUGCCACGGCUUUGCUUGGAAGCGCGAGAAACGGGCUGCGGAGGGGACUCGGCUGCGUCUCCUUGGAAAGCGCUCUCCCGCCCUCCUCUCUGCCACCAAAAGGCGGCCCUCGGCUUGUGGAAACAAACCCGUUUCCAGGAACUCCUGCGGGAGGAAGCCUUCCAGCUGACCCUCCCGGAGUGGUUGAAGAUGGAGCUGCAAGUCCUCCCCGACCAAGAUCUGCUUUCUGCUAACGAGAGGCAGGAGUUCCAUUCCUGGUCUUUGCAUCAGCACUUCCUCCCGAGGCCGGUUGCAGCUGGAGGCUGUGGGGGGGACCUGCGAGAGAUGGGGGCUCUUUUCGCCAAGGCCAUUCUGGAUUCCCUUCAAAGCAGAGACUCGGAACCCUGCAGCCUCCAAAGGAAGCCCACGUGUUCCCUGGGCCCUGAGAGAGGAAACCCGGAUCUCUACUGCAGGUUUCAGGAGCUGGUGCUGGAGCUGGAGCUGGAGCGCAGGAGAGGCCGGCCGGAAGAGCACUUCCUGCUCCAGGUGUUCCAGGAGAGGCUGAGGGCCCUGGGGACCACCGGGGCCGCUCUGGGGGACCGGCUGCUCCGGCAGCGGGAGCUCCUCUCCCAAACCAGGAUCCUCUUGAGCCUCCCUCCGUCUGUCCUUGUAGCGACGCAGAAGAGAGGAGGGGAAAUCGUGGUGGCCUGUGGAGGCUUUUUCUCUUUUGUAAACGCAGAACUGAGGAACGGCUGCUCCAGAGGAUGCUCUCUGCCUUUCGACAUCACCGCACAUUUCUUCCGGGGCCUCCUGAGUGCCAGUGUGGAGUGCAGCCGCCCUGCCCAAGAGGUGACAGCCGUGCUCUCUUCGUGCCAAGCCAGGUGUCCCAUCCUCCUCUCUUCUGCUGCGCGAUGGUGGCCGCGGCUGGAGCCUGUGCUUUGCUCCCAGUGGAAGAGACUCUUCGAUGGUCCUUUGGCUCAGGGGCUGCAAAGCCUCAAGGAUUUACGGUCUUCUGUCCAGAGCUGCCUGGCAUCGGACGCAGCUUCCCUGCCCUCCAACAGGGCCUGGGUCUCCGCUGCUUUCCUCCACUUCUCCGUCCAGCAGCAAGCGGAUCCUGAAGAACAGGGAGCCGUGCUGGGAAGGCUGGGGCCGGAAGCUGAGCAGGGGCAGUUCCUGACCUACGUCCUCUUCUUCUCCGUCAUGGAUCUCAUCUCGGCAAAAGUGGCUCCACAGGAAGGAACGGAGGCCCAGAAAGUUCUGGACUGGAGCUCCCGGGUGCUUCGGCGCUUGGUGGAAGAAGGGCCUGCCUGGCUGGCUGUCUUCUGUCCGGCAGGAAAAGGCUCUGAGCUUUACGAGACCCUGCGCGACGCUGUGUCCGAUCAGCACCUGAAGAUGCUGCCGGUCGCCUUCUACAGCCUGCUCCUGGCCUUCGAUGGGGAAGAGCUUAUCAGAGAGCAAACAUUCCUGCCUGUGGCUGUUGACAUGUACACACAACUGCUCCAGCUCUUCACGGAAGGGGCCCCGGUGGUUGCGCUGAGCCAGAAGGAGCAAAGUCUGCACAUCUGCAAUCUCGGAGAUUCAUUACUGCUGAUCCAGCAAGCGCGGCAACUGCUACUCCGGGCAAUUCCACGGUCCCCUCCAGGGAGCUUCUCCAACCUCCAAGAGGUGAGUGCCCGCAUGGACAUCCAAAAGGCACGGCGGCCUAGAAGCUGGCCCUGCUUCUGUUCAGCCUUCCCGAGUGUCGAGGGCAGCACUUCCUACUCUAAUCUGGACCAUACGUGUUUACAAAGUUCCCCCAAUAAAAUUUCACUGGGGCUGCACGGAUUUCAAAUCCAGCCUUCGCUGGAGCUUUGCAGCCCUGCAGAGACGACCUCGACAGCAGGACUCCGUCGGCUCCAGCAAACUGGACGGACAGAUGUGGGCCCAGGAGGGAGUUCCCGUCUUUCCCACCCAGGAAUCCCACCUGAAUCCCCCUUCUUUGCAUGUCCUGCUGACCUCCCUCCUCUUCAUCCCUUCCUGGGACGACAGUCGCUGUCUGCAAAGGCAGUUUGGGGGACGAGAGGCAUCGGAUGUUGUCGGUGGAGUCUCGGCCUUCUCUAGUUAAAAGGAAGCCGGUUGCAAAGCCUCUGUCGGCCAGAGCAGGCCCUAAGGGCUAGCUAGACAGGCUUUUCAUCCCUCCUCCUAAGGGAGGGUGGCCUGUUUUGCCGCUCUGGCACAGCCGGACUGCUCUGCUCUAUAGUGAUUGGAAAAUGGAGGACUCGGAGGCGGUGGCUUUGGAGGAGACACCACUCAAGAGCCGUUCUUUCCUCCCAAAAGAGAACCAGCCCCCCCCUCUGCUAAAGGCUUUGCUUUAAGGCCAGAGCCACCUCAGCACCACUUUCCCUUCCCAGAUGUUGGGCCUCUGUGGGGAUCUGGACCCAGAGCUCAAGGCAGCCCUCAUCAGCACUCAAUCAGGUGAGGAUUUGCUAGAGGAAGAACUGCUU